AUGCCGUAUAUUCCGCUAAAACCAAGUCAAAUACAAUUAAGAACUUGGGGAACUGAGAAAAAUCUUAAACUGAGUGGAGAAGCAGAAGUACCAGUCUCGGUUGGGAACGUCACAAAGAAACUAAAGUUGUUAGUAGCAGCGGGUGAUGGUCCGGCUCUAAUUGGUCGAAUUUUGUUUAACGAUUUGGGAAUUACUAUAACUAGCAAUUUAUGCAAUAUAGAAUCAACUAUUCCAGUAGAAGUGAUGAAUUUCAGUUCAGUUUUUGAUGGAAAUAUUGGAGAUUACAAGGGAAAUCCUGUGAAGUUACAAAUGUCAGUUUCAAGUAAACCGAAAUUUCUUCGAUAUCGACAAGUGCCUUUUGCACUAAAACUCAAGGUGGAAGCAGCAUUAAAGAAGUUGGAAGAUAAAGGCGCACUGCGUUCAAUAUCCUUUAGUGAGUGGGCAACACCGGUUGUACCUAUUAUUAAACCAGAUGGUAGCAUACGCAUUUGUGGAGAUUAUAAGUGCACAGUGAAUCAAAUGCUUUGCAAGGAAACGUAUCCAUUACCUACUAAUACAGAAGUGCUAGCAGCAUUAGUAAAUUGUAAGUGGUUUACAAAGCUGGAUUUAGAUCGAGCGUAUACACAGGUGAAGGUUGAUCAAGAAUCAGCAAGGAUACUCACAUUAAACACACAUCGCGGACUUUUUGAAGUUACAAGAUUACCGUUUGGAAUUUCAACGGCACCAGGCAUAUUUCAACGGGUGAUGGAAGGAGUUCUUAAGAACAUAGAUGGUGUGAUUAUUUAUUUAGACGACAUUCUAAUUGGCGGAACAACUUUGGAAGAGUUGUGGGAUAAAACACGAACUGCUCUGAAAUGUGUACAGGAUGCAGGAUUGAAGCUUAAAAAAUCAAAAUGUGUUUUCGCAGUGCAAGAGAUAACAUUUUUGGGGUUUAAGAUAAGCCGAGAAGGUGUGCGUCCAACUGACGAAAAGGUGAAGGCAAUAGCUCAAGCACCAGAACCAAUAAAUAAACAACAGCUACAAGCUUUUCUUGGGUUAAUUACAUUUUAUGAUAGAUUUUUACAAAAUAAGGGCGAUCUAUUGGAACCGCUGUAUCAAUUAUUAAGAAAAGAGAUACCUUUUAAAUGGGGUAGAGAACAGAAACUAAGUUUUGAACGAGCAAAGAAACUACUACAAUCAAAAAAUCUGUUGGUGCAUUAUUCGGCUGACUUACCACUGAUAUUAUGCGGAGACGCAUCACCGUAUGGAGUUGGCGUGGUUUUGGCACACAAGAUGCCGGAUGAUAGUGAAGCACCGAUUGUUUUUGGCUCCAGAACAUUACAGGGCGCGGAACGAAAUUAUUUACAGUUGGAUAAAGAAGCGCUAGCGAUUAUGUUUGGUGUGCAAAAGUUUCAUCAAUUUUUAAGUGGUAGACAAUUUACAAUAAUGACUGAUCAUAAACCACUAGUGGGAUUAUUCAGCCCAGAAAAACCAAUAUCACAGCAUAUAUCAGCCAGAAUGUUAAGGUGGUCGUUAAAGUUAGGCGCUUACCAGUACGAGAUUAAAUUCCGAGAAGGAAAACAUCACCAGAAUGCAGAUGCAUUGAGCCGGUUACCUUUAAAUGAUGUAAAGCUACAAAUACCGAAAAUACCUGAAAUAUUAUAUUGCAAUGAGGCUGAGGAACAGUUUUUAAUCACUGCGAAAGACAUUGCACAAGCAACCAGAAGAGAUCCAGUACUAUCAAAAGUAAUGUGGCAUAACCAAAGGAAAGAUACAGUUUUGCAAUAUAAAUCAAUCCAGUUUAAACCGUUUGGGAAUAACAUCCAGGAACUAUCAGUGAAUGCACAAUGUUUGUUAUGGGGAGCCAGGGUAAUAAUACCAGCAAUACUACGUCCCAGAAUACUUGAGAUGUUGCACGAAGUUCAUCAAGGCAUGUCGGCAAUGAAAGCAGUGGCGCGAAGCUAUUUUUGGUGGCCUGGUUUAGAUGAAGAUAUAGAAAUGUUAGUCAGACGUUGUGAAAAGUAUGCAAGUAACAAAAAGAAUCCUCCAGUAGCAGCAGGUAAAUCAUGGCCAGCAACACUAAGGCCAUGA
Molecule: messenger RNA, 2070 nt
Organism: Teleopsis dalmanni
Lineage: Eukaryota; Metazoa; Arthropoda; Insecta; Diptera; Diopsidae
Exons: 1
Coding region: 1-2070 (689 amino acids)
Source: RefSeq, a predicted model, not a curated record